Molecule: messenger RNA, 995 nt
Organism: Aphanomyces invadans
Lineage: Eukaryota; Oomycota; Saprolegniomycetes; Saprolegniales; Verrucalvaceae
Exons: 1
Coding region: 106-840 (244 amino acids)
Molecular function (GO): phosphatidylinositol binding
Source: RefSeq, a predicted model, not a curated record
AAAAUAUACCACACCAAGAGCUUGCGCCGCGGACCUCCAUCGACCACUUGGACGACAACCACCCGCGAGGCACACUCUUGCGCGGGUGCAGUUCCCCACAGCAACAUGCAGAUCGCGUCGGAUGUUUUACGUCCAUCAGAUGUGUCAACGAUCCAGGUGUUCAUAGUUGACCACUGCAAGCGAGAUGGCAAGACCAGGUACAUCAUGAACGCACUGCACGUGGGCACUCGAGCGAAGUGGGCCGUCGAACACAGCUACUCGGAGUUCCUCUCUCUCCGCGACAACCUGCACACGUGCGUCAAGUUUGCCAGGCAUCGGUGCCCAGGAUGUGUGAGCUAUACUCGAAUGCUCGAUCGCUUUCCGUUUCCGCCAAAGAAGCUCCUUCACUUGUCAAAUGGAGCUAUCGUUCAGCGUAGCAUCCAACUAUCGCGCUUCAUGACGAACGUGAUGUCCCAUACUUUUACGACCACACCAAAGUGCCAGGUGUGCGGAGGUACGGCCUUUGACCUGACGAAGAUGUUCCUUCUUGACGGCGCGACAUCGAUGAACGACGCGUUUUCGAUGAAUUCCAUUGCCGAAGCAUUGGUCCCCCGAGCAUUCUUCGUCGAGUACUGCCGUUCAUCAAGUAAGAUCGAAUGCUACAAAGGCCGGACCAUUGUGAAAGUGGUGCAAGUACAGCGACAUCCCUUGGCAGCACUUCGAUCGCCAGUUUUGUCACCAUCGUCGCCAAUCAGCUCAAACGAACCACAGGUUUGUGAGGAUGAAGACGACGAUUUCGCUUCCCUCGCACGUACCCUUGAUGCAGAGCUACGGCAUACCAACAGCGUUUCCGUCGUCUAAUCCAGGCCUUCCACAGCGCCACCGCCAGCCGCCGCGCCAUAUUAAUUCUACUUCACGACUGUGACUAAACCUUUGUCGAGCAAGCUUCAACAUGGAUUAUAUUAUUUUUCUUUGAUGAAUAUCUUGGUUUCAUGAGGUACAAAAAAAUAUCACGA